GCUGAAGCGUCAGAGAGAGGCGCACUUUGGUCUGCUUGAAAUUGCCACCAUUCAAAUCCUCAAGCAACUACAUCAACUCCUUGUUCUACAAGGUUCUCAAUCUCGUCAAUCUCGCAAAAUAUGUCCGGAACGAGCAUCCUUCGUACACACUCCAUGCUCGUGGUUUCGAGCCCGGUCACCCAUUCUUCAUCUCCAUGACCAAGAUGGUGUCUUGCUACACUGCAGGAGUCAAGAGGACCCAGGUAGUGCCAUGUACCAUCGCCUUCUACAAUUGUGGCGGUAUUGUCGCAUUUGAAGUUGCUAAGCAGCUCGCGGCCAUGGACAACAAAGUCAAGUUCGUCUCGACAUACCUCUUCGUCUCGCUGACCGCAUGCACGAAAUUGACCGGAUGGGUGGCAUGCUCCACUUCUCGUAUUUACUCGGUCUCGUAUUGGAUCAUGAUGCUAAUGAUAACUGAGAGCGCUCGCGAGCAAGGAACAGUUCGAGGUCGUGUGUGGACAUUGCUCGGUCUCAACGGGCGCAAAAAGAGCUGCAAUUCAUCAGGCUCGGUUUCCACAGUCACUGUUUUUGCGACAUUCCCCUUCACGGAAGCAAAACUUAUUAGCUCAACAACCAGCUGAAGCUAUGGUCUGGCUUCAGCUGCGACGAGCCUAUAUUGACGAGCCUGGGCAACGCGACAUGCUCGUGGACGUUGGCCACGUCUCGCAGUUCCAGAAGAUCUUUCAUAGUGAUCUGGGGGUUCGUGGGCUAUAAAUGUUUGGAGAGGGUAUUGCGGUGACUCGACUCUAACUAAUGAGCAGAGGGGCUGUCCUGUUCUUGAAGUGUUGUCUGGUACUACUGCAUAGGAUUGCUCGGAGACGGGACUUUGAUGUUGAUGAUGCUGUCACCUGAAUAUAUCAAUGGUCCAUUUUGGAUGCGCAUAAUGUUACUUA
Suillus subalutaceus is the source of this 932-nucleotide messenger RNA. RefSeq lists its product as uncharacterized. Bases 195 to 620 code for a protein of 141 amino acids. NCBI's taxonomy places the organism in Eukaryota, Fungi, Basidiomycota, Agaricomycetes, Boletales, Suillaceae. The transcript is spliced from 4 exons. The record is from RefSeq and is a predicted model, not a curated record.